Molecule: messenger RNA, 2293 nt
Organism: Pogoniulus pusillus (Red-fronted tinkerbird)
Lineage: Eukaryota; Metazoa; Chordata; Aves; Piciformes; Lybiidae
Gene: SH2D4A
Product: SH2 domain containing 4A
Exons: 9
Coding region: 72-1430 (452 amino acids)
Cellular component (GO): cytoplasm
Molecular function (GO): phosphatase binding
Source: RefSeq, a predicted model, not a curated record
AUUGGAGCCGGGAAGAGGAUCUGAUCCUCAGAGAUCAUCACCACAAACGUGUGUAACUGAAACCUGCAGCCAUGCUGAAACAGAUAUUAUCAGACAUGUAUAUUGAUCCUGACCUGCUGGCAGAACUCAGCGAGGAGCAGAAACAGAUCCUCUUCUUCAAGAUGAGGCAGGAACAGAUCAGACGGUGGGAGGAAAGAGAAGCUGCUGCGGACAAGGCUUCAGCAAAGAAGCCACUACGGAGAAAAGCCAACGGGAAGAGGGUGACCUGGAAGCUGGGUGCUGACAAUGACGUCUGGGUGUGGGUGAUGGGUGAGCAUCCUGCAGAUAAAUCGUACGCGGCCAUCUGUGAAGAGAUCCAGGCACAAAGGGCAAAGAGGUUAGAAAGAGAGCAAAGCAAAGAGAGCAGAGAGACUGACUCUUCUGUAACGUGGUCUCUACAUCCACAACCAGGAGUCCUGGGUGAGACAGAUCUUCAUGGGAAGAAAGGAUGUGCAGUGACAGAAAAGAAGGAAAGUGAGAGAAGAACUGCUGCUACUGCACCAGGGAAAAGCCAGGAGCUUGCAAAGAGGGAAACCAGAGAUGUUCACCAAAUGCUGGCAGACUGUCACAUGAGGAAGCAUGGCUUCCAACAGAUGAAGGAAGCACAGAGGAGAAAUUCAGAAGAGACCACAGCCACCCAGGAGGCAAUACCAGAGAGCCACCCUAGCUUGGAGAGCCAGAGCACAUGGCAGAAAUCAGAUGAGAAUGAGCCUGAAUGGCAGGAAUCCUUGCAGAAAUCCAAGGCAGCAGACGAGAAGAGACGCUCCCUUGCACGGCAAGCCAGGGAUGACUACAGGAGGCUUUCGCUGCAGGGCGUCCACAAAGGGAAGCAGGCAGAUAUUUCCAAGGGAGCCAGAGCAGGAGAUAGGCGACCACUCCAAUAUCCACCUCUGCCCCCUAAACCUAAACUUCUACCUCCUGCAACUUCAAAUGGGAGAGUGAGUAGGAAAGAGGGAAUCCAGAGGACAGUCUCCAAUUCCACUGAAGAAAGCAUCAUCAAGUGGUUCAAGGAGGAGCAGUUCCCUCUCCGAGCUGGUUAUCAGAAAACCACAGACACAAUAGCUCCUUGGUUCCAUGGAAUCCUAACCUCUAAGAAAGCAGAGGAGCUUCUGAGCAAAACAGUACCAGGGAGUUUUCUGGUCCGGGUCAGUGAGAAGAUCAAAGGCUAUGUGCUCUCCUAUCGCGCUGUGGAAGGGUGUAAACACUUCCUCAUUGAUGCCUCCAGCGAGUCCUACAGCUUCCUCGGAGUGGACCAGCUACAACAUUCAACUCUGGCUGACCUCGUAGACUACCACAAGGAGGAACCCAUCACUUCCUUGGGGAAGGAGAUGUUGCUUUACCCUUGUGGCCAAGAGGAUCAGCAGCCAGAUUACAUCUCUCUCUUUGAGUGAACCCCUUGGACUCACCAUGCAACCCCAUGCUUGUAUUCACAAAGACUGAAUUUCAAACUAGAGCUGCUGAUGCUUACCUGAAAUGGUUGCUCUAAACAAAGCAGUGGGAGGAUAAGCACUGUUGUGGGCUUGAGGUACCACCUGAAUUAAAGAAUGCAGCAACCCAGCAAGCUGCAAAGCACCUGAUGUACCCCACACAGUGAAGUGAAUGAGGUGACAAAGUCAUCAGUGGAACAGGGAGAUACUGCCAUGCAUUUCCAGUGUUUUUUUUUUCAGAUAUCCUGGGGGAUCUCUGUGCUCUGUUGUUCUUGAGUGCAAGGCUGUUUGUCAUCUGGGAAAUAACUGUCUACACUUGAAUGCAAUCAAACCUUCCUGAAGGCACAAAACAACUUGGAGAGCUGAAUCUGGCUUGAGGUAGUUUGCAUAAUGUGAAGCUUACUCUUGUAAAACGCUAGAAUCAAGGAUGCUCAAUCCAAAUAUCCAACCCUCGGUGCCUUUCAGUGGAAGGUGUUCUCUCUGAAAAGGGGCUUUCAUAGAAACUCCUUUAGUCUCUGAAUACAGAUCCUCACUCUUUUAACCCCUGUUUAAAUCCCACGCUGGCCUUUCUUCAUGGGGAGGGAUUAAGCUUUUGAAAGGGCAAGAAGGAGGGCUACAAGAGUGUCUACAGGAGAGUACGACAUGCACAAAGACUACCAAAAAAUGUAUGCAGCAACGUAGAUAUCAGUAUUAGUGCAGUGUGCAGGAGUGUUUGCCACUAAAGAGUGCUGUUUUCCAAAUGGAGCUAUUUAUUGUGAGUUGUACCCAGGUUUACUGAGAUGCAUCUGGUAUAAACUUUAACAUAGACCUUGUUCCUUCAACAUUAA